Molecule: messenger RNA, 1307 nt
Organism: Elgaria multicarinata webbii
Lineage: Eukaryota; Metazoa; Chordata; Lepidosauria; Squamata; Anguidae
Gene: NIFK
Product: nucleolar protein interacting with the FHA domain of MKI67
Exons: 6
Coding region: 58-897 (279 amino acids)
Biological process (GO): maturation of LSU-rRNA from tricistronic rRNA transcript (SSU-rRNA, 5.8S rRNA, LSU-rRNA)
Cellular component (GO): nucleolus
Molecular function (GO): RNA binding
Source: RefSeq, a predicted model, not a curated record
GCGCGCACACGCCUUGUGGGAAGGGAUAGAGACGUUCACAUUUCCCACGCUAGCACGAUGGCGGCGUCCGCAGUAGAGGCGACGAAGCCCAAAGCAGCUCCAACGGCGCCGCUCCUUUCUCUGGACCCGGAGCGGCAGCGCGAGUUCCAGGCGAAGGUGCACCGCGUGCGCAAGGCGGCCGCCAAGAAUGAGAAGCUGAAACCUGGUGUCAUUUACUUGGGUCAUAUCCCAAAGGGUCUUUAUGAACCACAGCUCAAAGAAUACUUUAGUCAAUUUGGGACAGUCACAAGGCUUCGACUUUCAAGGAGUAAAAAGACUGGGGGCAGCAAAGGUUAUGCAUUUGUGGAAUUUGAAUAUGAUGAAGUUGCUAAAAUUGUUGCAGAUACCAUGAACAACUAUCUCUUUGGUGAACGACUUUUGAAAUGCCAGUUUAUGCCACCUGAAAAAGUGCAUGAAAACCUCUUCAAAGGUAGUGAGAGAAUAUUCAGUAAGCCAUUGCAUCCAGCAGUGAAGCGCUAUAAUCGGAGGCGAACAACACAAGAGAAAGCGAAGAUGACACAGCGAUUAUUGAAGAAGGAAAGACAGCUGCGGAAAAGACUGGCAGAGAAGGGAAUAGAUUAUGAUUUUCCUGGCUUUGCUGCUCAGAUGCCUGUAACAAAGAAAAAUAAGCUUUCAGAAUCAGACUCCAGCAUGAAUGUGUCUGUGAAUAGUGAGGAACCUACUCCAACAUGUACGCCAACAGUUCUUGAACGCAGAAAAUCUCAGCCAGAAGACAGCGAAGACAAAGAAAUAACUUUCAAACUGCCACCUGCAAGUGUAAAGGCUGCUGCACAAAAACCCGAAACAGCAAAGUUACAGAGAAAAACAACUGGCAAGAAACGGAAAUGUAAAACCUAAGUACUCCUUUACCCAAGAACACUGAGUACAUAUGGCAUUUCCCAGCAGUCCUGAUUUUUAGGGGAGAAAGUUCUUAUGUAGUUUCACUACAUGAUCACCAUCAUUCUGCUGUCAAAUCUGCAACUUAUCAGUAAACAAGCCAAGGUUCCCAUAUUGCAAGAAGAAUAUUUUUCAGAUGUACCACUUUGGAACUAUAUUUGCCCUAGAGAAAAAAAGCUCAAUUGUGCUACUUGCCUUCAGCUUUUUAACCCCAAAAAUAUUGCCACCAACAUGCGCAAAAAAAACCAAACCCUUUGCACAGUGGAUAAACAUACAUAUGAUGGCAAAAACAGGAUCUUGAGGAAUACUUACCCUUCUCUUUAACUAUAACUCAAAAUUCAAAUAAAUUUUAAAUAAAAAAACAUGAAUGA